Engraulis encrasicolus (European anchovy) is the source of this 7735-nucleotide messenger RNA. RefSeq names its product SREBF chaperone (gene scap). Gene Ontology annotation, biological process: regulation of cholesterol biosynthetic process; SREBP signaling pathway. Gene Ontology annotation, cellular component: Golgi membrane; endoplasmic reticulum membrane; SREBP-SCAP complex. The coding region runs from base 313 to 4242 and encodes 1309 amino acids. Gene Ontology annotation, molecular function: protein binding; sterol binding. Lineage: Eukaryota; Metazoa; Chordata; Actinopteri; Clupeiformes; Engraulidae. The transcript is spliced from 24 exons. The record is from RefSeq and is a predicted model, not a curated record.
CUAUGGUACUAGCUCGUGGAAUUACCACUUUGUGCCGCUUUGACAUGAUGCAGUCAGUGUAGCAGUCAGCUCUUCCGAGGAGCUAGCCCGGAAUAUAGUUGAUGGUGCCUCUACAGCACAAUAUCUAAAGAAGAGUGUUUGGUAAACCGAGGGAUCAGGUAGUCUUGGUCGCUGCAUGUUCACGGGUGGGUGCCCUGUGCUCCACUCUGCUCUGCUGUGCUCUGCUCUCCUCCUCUGCGGCCCACCCGCCUGCCCGCGCUCCCAUGGCGACCAGGUCCAGCUGACCCCUGACCCCUCCCCCUGGCGUGCAGGAUGACGGUGCGCGAGCGUCUCCGGGAGAGCAUCUCGGCCGCCUUCUACCGCCACGGCCUGCUGUGCGCCUCCUACCCAGUGCCCAUCAUCCUCUUCACCUCCGCCAGCAUCCUCACCUGCUGCUACCCGUUGCUGAAGCUGCCCCUGCCGGGCACGGGGCCGGAGAAGUUCACCACGGGCCUGAGAGACUACACCGCGCCUUCCCAUGAGCCUCAGGGGGACCUGGGGGAGCGGCCCGACUGGUAUCGCGGUCCUCCAGUCGCCUAUAUCCAGCAGGUCCUGGUGAAGGCAGCCGUUUCCCCGUGGGAGAGCACCCUGGUCCCGGUCGACGUCUUCCGCUCUCCCCUCAGCCGGGUGUUCAGCCUGCUGGAGGAGAUCCGAAACCAUGUCUACUCCGACAGCUCGGGUGUGCGGGCCCUGGAGGCUCUGUGUAUGCAGGUGACUGACCUGUUGCCAGGGUUACGGCGGAUGCGUGCAGUGCUACCGGAGCAUGGCUGCCUGCUGGUCUCUCCAGGCAACUACUGGCAGAACCAGCGCGACCUCUUCGACUCGGACCCGGACCUCCUCAAGACCAUCCAGAAACACGAACCCAAAGUCCUGCACACCUCCGCCACCCUCAGAGACCUGCUGUUUGGGGUGCCCGGGAAGCAUACGGGCGUCAGUCUGGACGGCCGCAAGCGCGUGGUCACCUACACCAUCACCAUCGCACUCAGCAACUAUGACGCCAGGUUCCUGAGCAGCCUGCGUGUCCGCCUGAAGCAGCUCCACCCGUCUGUGAACUGCAGUCUCCGUGACGACCACAUGCUGCACGUGCACUUCAAAGAGGAGAUUGGCAUCGCAGAGCUCAUCCCCCUCGUCACCACCUACAUCAUACUCUUCGCAUAUAUCUACUUCUCCACACGUAAGAUUGACAUGGUGAAGUCCAAAUGGGGUUUGGCUCUGGCUGCCGUGGUUACCGUGCUCAGUUCUCUGCUAAUGUCCGUGGGCCUCUGCACCCUCUUUGGUCUGACGCCCACCCUGAACGGAGGAGAGAUCUUUCCCUACCUGGUGGUGGUGAUCGGGCUGGAGAAUGUGCUGGUCCUCACCAAGUCGGUAGUCUCCACACCUGUGGACCUGGAGGUCAAGCUGCGUAUCGCACAAGGUUUGAGUAACGAGAGCUGGUCCAUCAUGAAGAACAUGGCUACUGAACUGGGCAUCAUCCUCAUUGGAUACUUCACCCUGGUGCCCGCCAUACAGGAGUUCUGUCUGUUUGCUGUGGUGGGCCUGGUGUCAGAUUUCUUCCUGCAGAUGUUCUUCUUCACCACCGUGCUCUCCAUAGACAUCCGUCGCAUGGAGCUGGCCGAUCUGAACAGGCGUCUUCCGGCCGAGGCUGGCAUGCCCCCUCCCAAGCCGGGCCCCCUGCGUCCCCGCGAGACGCCGCCACCCCCGCGCCCCUCCCCCCACACCAUCACCCUGCAGACGCCCGCCUUUCGCAACCUGCGCCUGCCCAAAAGGCUGCGGGUGGUCUACUUCCUGGCACGCACACGCCUGGCACAACGCAUCAUCAUGAUCGGCACGGUGAUCUGGAUCGGCAUCCUGGUGUACACGGACCCGGCGGGGCUGCGCACCUACCUGGCCGCCCAGGUAUCGGAGCAGAGUCCUCUGGGCGAGGCCGCCGGCCUGCCGCCACACCUGGGGGUGGCCCCCGUCUUCCCUGGGGGAGACCCCACCAGCACUCUCAGCGUCCUCCCCGCCCCCGAGCCCACCCCCAUCCCCGAGAACCAAUCGCACGGCCACGGCCACCAUGACGGGCGCAGUCCCCAGAUCAUCUGGGGGGGGCCCGAUGACGAGGAGGGGUGGAGGAGACUGUCGUACCGACACUGGCCAUCGCUGUUCAGCUACUAUAACAUCACACUGGCCAAGAAGUACAUCAGCAUCUUGCCAGUGAUCCCCGUCACACUGCACGUCACCCCGCAGGAGGCCGUGGAGAUGCGGCACCCCCAGGACACGCGCCACGCCCCUCCCCCACACCCCCGGGCCCCCGACCUGCAGACCGACCUCACCCUCUACAAGGUGGCGGCGCUGGGUCUGUUUGCGGGGGUGCUGCUGGUGCUGCUGCUGUUCUGCCUGUACCGGGUGCUGUGCCCGCGCAACUACGGCCAGAACGGGGUGCCCCACGGCAGGCGGCGCCGCGGAGAACUGCCCUGCGACGAGUACGGAUACUCGCCCCCCAUCAGCGAGAUAUCGCCACUGCUGCUCCGAGGACACAGCAUGGACAUUGAGUGUCUUGCGAGUGACGGGAUGCUGCUGGCUAGCUGCUGCCUAGCGGGUCAGAUCCGCGUGUGGGACGCCCAGACAGGAGACUGCCUCACCGUCAUCUCCAACCAUGGGAUGCGCCGCAGCAGUAGCAGUACUGGCUGGGAGCAGCGUGACGGGAUGGGGGGCAGUUGCGUGGGCGGUUGCGGGGGCUGGGACCCUGAACCGGACGCAAUGUGCCGCAUGCUGGACGCUAGAGAGGGGGGGUCUGAGGCGGACGACUACCCCCUGAGGCGGCGGGUGACCCCCUCCCGGCCCGCCCUCUUCGGGGACCAGCCCGACCUCACGCCGCUCAUCGACACCAACUUCGGGGAGCAGCCUCCCUCCCAGCUGCAGGCACAAGAAGGGUACGCUCACCGGUACGAUUUCGGGGGCCUGGUGGAGCGUGCGUACCAGGAGCAUGAGCCCUCCCCCCCGCUGGCGUACUCCCCAAUGGGCACUCCUCCCCAGCAGCAACACCUACACCACCACCCCCACCAGCUCCAACACCCCCAUCACCAGCUUCAACACAACCACCAUCAGCUACAACACAACCAUCAGCAGCACCAGUACCAGCACCACCAGCGGCGCCACAGCCUGGGGGACCAGCCUCUCCUGCCCGCCGAGAGGCCACCGCCCGCGGGGAGCCCCGACUGGGACAGCUCGGUGUGGGCCAUGGAGCUCCGGGGGAACCUCAUCGCCGCGGGGAGGAGCAGCGGGAAACUGGAGCUGUGGGAUGCAGUGGAGGGCUCCUUGCGAUGUCGUAACGAGGAGGGAUCUUCAGGAAUUACCGCACUGGCCUUCCUCAACAACAGGAUUGUAGCGGCACGGUUGAACGGAUCUCUGGAUUUCUUCACCGUGGAAAUUAACAAGCCCCUCGGCUUGCUUCAGUACCGCGGCCCCCCCGGUCGUGGCAGCCUGCCCCCCUCCCCCUGCUACAGCAGUGAGGACGUCAUCAGCUGCCAGCUGACGCGCUCGGUGCAGUGUGCCCAUCAGAAGCCAAUCACCGUGCUCAAGGCGGCCGCCGGACGCGUCGUCACCGGCAGCCAGGACCACACCGUCAGGGUGUACCGCUUGGAGGACUCGUGCUGUCUCUUCACACUGCAGGGCCAUUCAGGAGGCAUCACAUCCAUCUAUAUAGACCAGACCAUGGUGCUGGCCAGUGGGGGGCAGGAUGGAGCCAUCUGCCUGUGGGACGUGCUGACGGGGAGCCGCGUGAGUCACGUGUACGGUCACCGGGGUGACGUGACGUCGCUGGUGUGCACCACGUCCUGCGUCAUCAGCAGCGGCCUGGACGACCUCAUCUGCAUCUGGGACCGAAGCACUGGCAUCAAACUGUACUCUAUACAACAGGAGGUGGGCUGCGGUGCGAGCCUGGGUGUGAUCUCUGAGAGUCUGCUGGUGACGGGCGGCCAGGGCUGCGUCUCCUUCUGGGACCUGAACUUCGGGGACCUGCUGCAGACGGUGUACCUGGGCCCCACCGGAAGCGGCGGCGGCGGCGGCGGCGGCAGCGGAGGGGGCAGCGGCAGUGGCAGUGGCAGCGAGGGCCAGAGCGUACGCCAGCUGCUCGUCCUGGACAACGCCGCCAUCGUCUGCGACUUCGGCAGCGAGCUCAGCCUCGUCUACGUGCCCUCCGUCCUGGAGAAGCUGGACUAAGGAGCGAGGGACACAGAGAUGGAGGGAUGGAGAAGCUGGGCUUAGCGCGCUCACAAGGAACAUGGUGAGAGAGAGAGAGAGAAAGAGAGAGACAUGGAGAGAAAAAGGGAGUGGUGGGAGGUGGUGUGGACUCCUUUCCCCUUCCCUCUCCUCUCCUCCCCCCUCUUCACUAGGGCUGCAUGACUGCUACAGCCUGACUGCACUGAUUACAUUAUUUGUUUGUCAGUCGUUUUUUUUUAUUCUUUACAAUUUUUUGGCUCAUUGACUGUCUACUCUGCUCUGCUCUAGUCUGUCGACUGGGGUUGUCCUCUGUAUCUCUCUCUCCACUGCAAGCUGAUGAAGCUUUUACGUCUUCUCAUCAGACAUGGCAGUCCUUUCCUUCCUCAUACGUCUCAAUGCUCCCAUCAGCUGCCCACUCUGCUGUGCGCACGCACACACACACACACACACACACACACACACACACACACACACACACACACACACACACACACACACACACACACACACACACACACACACACACACACACACACACACACCACCUGUGAGCUGCAGGGACACACACACUCUACACAACUGUGUAGCAUUCGGACUCUACAGUUACACAUCCUCCCUCUCUCUCUCUCUCUCUCUCUCUCUCUCUCUCUCUCUCUCUCUCUCUCUCUCUCUCUCUCUCUCUCUCUCUCUCUCUCUCUCUCUCUCUCUCUCGUGUCCUGAGUGGAUAUCUAGCUGUCCGUUUGCUCUGGCCAGGUGGAUUGCCUAGAACCCCCCUACUCUACCCGAGAGCAUCUCUCUCCACGCAUCAGCCUAGAUGGUGGGGGCACAAUCUGUGUUUGUCUUGACAUCCACUUGGCUGUAUUCCCCCCUCCCCCGACCUCCACCCCUCUCAAAGCCAUUACUUUUUACAUUUUUGUUUGUUAGUUUUUUUUUUCCUAAGUGGGACACGUGACAUGUGUGGGUGUAGCAUACCCCUGACGACUGUGUGGGAUUGUGAUACUUGAACUGCUGCGCGUGCCACUGUUGAUGAUGUCGUAAACAGUGAGCCAAUCGGAGCCUAGGACAGGACACGUUGCAACACGUCGGACUGGAGAUGGCAGCCCACAGAACAGAGCUGUACUCUUUCUUAUCUAGUCUGUAGCAUUGGCAUUGGCCAAUUGGAAGUGCUGCAGCUGUUAACAGUUAACUAGCACCUGGUUGGAUGUGAAAGAUGUGUGUGCGUGCGUGCGUGUGUGCGUGCGCGCUUGCAUGUGUGAGGAAGUGUGAGGAAGUGUGAGAGAGAUGAAAUGUGAAGACACUGCUGAUGAACAUGACCUUCAUUUAUUGUGUGUGUGGGGGGGGGGAUAAGGUUGUGUUGAAAGAUACUGUAAUCAUUAGUACCUCCAGGGGGGGUUGAUGCGUCUUUUCUUUUUAUUAUUAUUAUUAAUGUUUAAAUCUAUUAUUUAUUAGUGAUGGAUUUAUAAACAAAUUUAACACAAUUUGUAUGGAACUGCUAAACUUGACCCAUUGCCUUGUGCAUAAUAAUUAUAGAACUCAAGGCAAGGAAGUGUUGAUAUAAAAAAAAACACCUAAAGUCUUUUAAUUCAUUAACAUAAACAUUUAUUAAUUCACUGCAGUGUAUUUAUCAAUACACAGUAGUGAAUACGACAUGAAUAUCAUCUGGAGCUUGAGAUAAGAGAGUGGGUUUUUAAGGAGUGUGUGUGUGUGUGUGUGUGUGGGAACCAUCAACCUUUGAAGUUGUUCUCCUGGCCAAAAGCCUUGGCUCAGUGGAGGCGCUCAAAGUGUGAUUGUGCAUUUGUUGACCGUGGCAUGUUUUUGUUUUGAUGUCUGUCAUCACAAAUGACCUCUGUUUCAUGCUUAUGCUUAUUUACGGACAAGGGGGGCGGACGGACGGACGGACAUUUUAGAUGCUUAGUUUAAAACACUGGCUGUCAAGCUACAACGCUAGCUACAACAGGGUUCUGUAGCUACCUUGAUAGAUUGACCCCUUUUUUUUUUUUUCAGUUUCUUCUCGGUUCUUCUUUUCUACAUUUGUGAAAUAGCUCGUCUUGAUUGCAUAUCUGCAGCCUAUUUGGAACAAUAGGCCAGUUCAGUUUAUGGGGUUUAAAUAUUUACAGUAAUAGCUGACUGGACUGUAGUGGAGUCAUGUUUGGUCUGUCCAUGUAACAGCAGGUAGGGGACCAGAUGAGUGUUACUGCAUCUUGUAUGUGCCAGGGAAACAAUCCGCAUGCUUGAGAUUAGGGAUGCACGAUACCACUUUUUUUUUUCCCAAAAAUAUUCAUUUCUGUACUUGCCGAUACCGAGUACCGAUACUUUUUCCUCCAACAUACAAUGACAAAAAAUACACAGCCUUGUUUUUCCACCUAUGAUACGCGUUUUAUUGUCCAUUUCCAUGUAGAUUUGAAUGUUAGUAAAUGUAUGAGGCGGCGCUUUUUCCCAUGCUGCUUUCAAGUCAACGGAACGUGAUGAGAUGUUGGGUUGUUUCGUGUAGCAGCAGUAUCGGUCCCUGGUAUCGGCAAGUGUUUGACGUGUACAAGUAUGAGUACAAUGAGAAAGUAUCGGAACCGAUACCAGUAUACUUGGUGCGGUUUGUAUACCGAUACCAGUAUACUUGGUGCGGUUUGUAUACCGAUACCAGUAUCGGUAUCGGUGCAUCCCUGGUUGAGAUCAUCAGCUAUUCAGGCUAUUGAACCAGCUGCAGUGGAAACACCAUUACUCUCGUCUGUCUGCAGUUGUGAACCCACAAGAACCGUCUGGUUCCAAUGUUCUGUAGUGAUGUUUUGAGUUUGGAGGGGGUUCCGUGGUGAUUUUUCAUCAGACCCACUUGCUUUCGCCUCUCCUUCAAGGCGACGAUACACAGUGCAACUUUUUAACCAAUGUUGUCAGGCAACAACAUGAUUGGCCCCUAAGUUUCUGAUGAAAUUUUAAAAGUUUUGCUGCUGUUUGAUCCAAGUUCUCAUAAAUGUUUGAUGGUUCAAAUACCAUUUUAGCACAUCGUUGCCCAAAAACAUCAAGAAGUUGCCUCCCUGUGUAUCAACACUUGCAAACAAGCAGCUAGGGGAAUGUACAGCAGAAUGUAUACACACACACACAAACACACACACACACACACUACCAUAUAAAGAAGUCUCAGCAGUCUUCACACACAUACACACCCACACACACCAUUAAGAACACUAACGCAAGAGUUAACAUUUGCACAUUCAACCCAUAUAUGUAAAGUGGAGACAUUCAUUAAUACACUAAUGCAAAAUAAAUAUCACAUUCUCAAAUGCCAUUGCUCCACAUUUCUUCUGGUCCUUAAAGGAUCUCUAAAAUGAUAUUGUAAAGCACCUUGUUAAGGCUAUUUGAAAUGGUAUCCAGGAAAAUGUGGAUACUCAAGUGUGGGCAGAAUGGUUUUAGUAAGCAAAGACAAGGUUUACUUGUUUGGAUGUGAUAGUUCUGGAAAGAUGAAAUAAAAAUCACCAUUAUAAGGACGUAGGAACGCACAGAA